AGACCUGCGAGUCCCUGGAGCUGGGGGUCGACUGUCUGCUCUUGGGGAGGAUAGGAAUGGCCACGUUACCGUACAACGCCCCAGGUUGCUGGACGUGGCCUCUCCAGCUCACCAGUCCUUGAUGGAAAAAGUCUUGCGAACAAAAACUUGGACCAUCAAUUCCCCCUUCUUGGCACUUAACCCCUUGCAAGCGGGACAAGUCCAAUACCUCCUCCCUCACCUCCAUUCAGGACCCUUCCAGUUGCAUCUCUCCAGUGACUUUGUUCACGUUACAACAUUUGGGGGCUCAUCUGGGAUACCCUUAUGACCCAUCGUGUGGCCAGCAACCUCAGCAGUCUAAGUGGGACGGAGACUAUGAACCUGCUUCCCAGCGGCAAUCUGAUGAUUGUGAUUGCAGUUCUCCUCCUUUGCUCGUCAGUUGGUGCGCAGGAUCUGGACAAAAACAGGCGGAUGGUGACGGAGCACCAGCUGCUCCACGACAAAGGGAAAGCGGUGGAACAGUUGAGACGCCUGUUGUGGCUCAGCAGCGCCAUGAGGAGCGUGCACACAGCGCAGCGGAGACGCUGGGCUCGCUGGCCGCUCCACGCCCCCCCACUCGUCCAAAGGGACCCCAGGAGAUCCGCACAGCAGAUAAGGUCCCUCGGUGCUCCUGGAGUUUUGCAAAGGUCCUGAAUGAGGUGCAUCAGAUCUAAACGGAUUGAACCGAUCUAGCCACAGAUCAACACCUGUUUGUUAACUCUGUCGUCUGUUCGUCGUCUCCGUUGAGUA
Messenger RNA from Mobula hypostoma (lesser devil ray), 768 nucleotides. Its product is annotated as parathyroid hormone 4-like. The record is from RefSeq and is a predicted model, not a curated record. The transcript is spliced from 4 exons. Gene Ontology annotation, biological process: bone mineralization. Bases 304 to 672 code for a protein of 122 amino acids. Gene Ontology annotation, molecular function: hormone activity. Gene Ontology annotation, cellular component: extracellular region. NCBI's taxonomy places the organism in Eukaryota, Metazoa, Chordata, Chondrichthyes, Myliobatiformes, Myliobatidae.